GCUGCAGCCGUGAGCACCGCGCAGCUCCACGCGAGCCCGGGUCUGGAAACUCAUCUCCUCCAUCAUUUUAAUGGGAUAAUAAUGUGAUUGAUUGGUCGCCUCCCGGGGGGCUGGAUUUGCUUCCUGAGAGCGAAAGACUCAUCAGAACUCACAGCUGACUUGGACAAGGAUUCCUGCCCAACAGCCCGUCGGCAGGGGUGAGUUCUCGGCCACGUUUCCUCCAGGCAGACAGUUUGUGCCAUCAGCUGCCGCGAAGCUGCCACCGUCCUCGGUGGGGACUGAACGGGGGAGAGGGGGGAGGAGAGGAAGAGGAAGAGGGGAACAGCGCGCGUCGGGACGGCGAAAUCCCGUUGCAAUGCACGGAGGCUGCUUGGAAAUGCUCCCCGGGUCUGCGGAGCACAUGAGCAGGUCCCAGCCCGCCGACGGACACCGCCGUUGGGAAGAUCCGGCCGCUUUAGCGCAGCAGUUCCGAGCUGCCACCCCGUAGGUUCGGCCGCACGAGCCGCACGGCUCUGUUCGGAAUCCGAGCGGAGCAACAUCCGCCGUAAACCGGGAGCCCGAAGGCUGCAUCACGUUGCUGCGUCGCGAAGGUGCUGAACACCGUGCACGCGGUCGGAGGCAUCUAUGCAAUUUUAUUUGGACUUUUCUUCGUAUUAUGAGCACAGAGGAGGGAGAGGCGGGCCCAGCGUGCGAGGAGGCGCCGGGAGCCGCCACCGGCACCCACCGCCACACCUGGGAGGAAGGCGAAGCGCGCGGCUCCCAAGGACGUCCGCGCCCCGACGAUGAGGACGCGGCGGAACGCGGAGACGGACGCGAGGAGGGAGGACGCUGCCGCGAGGCCCGGAGCGACGGGGACGCGGAGAAAUUCAACGUGGAGAACAACGGGGGCAAUUUCUCCAGCGAGGAGGGGGCGGUGGGGGGGGCGUCUUGCAAGACUCAGGCGAUGCAUUCAAACUGCAGCAGCGAAACCUGCAUCCCCACUCCCAGCUGCCGGAUCUGCUUCCAAGGCGCCGAGCAGGGCGACCUGCUGAACCCGUGCCGCUGUGACGGCUCCGUGCGCUACACCCACCAGCACUGCCUGCUGAAGUGGAUCAGCGAGCGCGGCUGCUGGACCUGCGAGCUGUGCUGCUACCGCUUCCACGUCAUCGCCAUCAACAUGAAGAGGCCGUGGCAGUGGCAGUCCAUCACCAUAACGCUGGUGGAGAAGGUGCAGAUCAUCGCCGUGUUCCUGGGCUCGCUCUUCCUGGUGGCCAGCAUCUCCUGGCUGCUGUGGUCGGCCCUCAGCCCGCAGGCCAUCUGGCAGCGCCGCGACGUGCUCUUCCAGAUCUGCUACGGCAUGUACGGCUUCAUGGACCUGGUCUGCGUGGGUCUGAUCGUCCACGAGGGCGCGGCCGUGUACAACGUCUUCAUGCGCUGGAGGGCGGUGAACCUGCACUGGGAUGUUCAGAGCUACGACAAGGCCAAGGACAUGGAGGAGACCAGCACCGGGCACUCGUCUCUGGCUCCCAGGACGCUGUGGCUGCCUCUGGCCACGUUCGGGCCCAGCGGCCCUUUGCACCCGACCCAGCUGGGGCCGCGGCCGUGGACCUGCCUCUGUCUGGCCCCCUUCUGCCCCGGCCUGCUGCCCCGAAACAACCUCAGCCAGGACAGUGACUCCGGAGAGGUCGUCAUUCGAGUGACAUCAGUGUGAAACCAGGCGGCAGCAACAUGUCUGGUUCACACGCGGCCAAAGUCUGAGCUCUGCUGGGGAAUUUUUACAGUCACAAUAGUUUUCUUUUUUACUUUCAAAAGCUUUUAUUUCAUGAAGGCGUCCCCACAAACCGUCGGUCUGCUCUGGGGCUGGUCCUCAAAACAGUCCCAGUCUUUAAAUCUAAAUGUGAGGUGCUGUUGUGUUCGAUGACAACACAGGCAGCGGUGACUCUCAGUGAGGUCUACGUGGGAACAGAAUGCAGCUCAAGCCUGAUUACAAUGAACAGCCCUUAAUAGUCGCUGGUCAGGACCUUCUACAGAAGGUACAUGAUCGUUAGCGUUUUUGAGCGUCUCAAAAAUGGUUGAUAUUUAAGGAAGCUUUCAUUUACUGUAACAUGGUUUCCUGUAAUCUGAUUUCACUGCUGAUUCAUCAGCUGGCUUCAAAUACUGAUUAACACCAAUAUGAGAUCGACAACUGGGAGCUGCUGAAUGAUUGGGUUGGUUUCUGUGCCUGCAUCACUGUGUUUCCUGGGGGAAAUCUGCCUCAUGUUUUGUAUGUUUUAAAGCAGACCGCUCCGACUCCAAAUGAGCACAAAGCCGACAUGACCUUCUGACGCUCCACCCUCUGCUUCUGUCUGUAUAUGCUGGCAUAUCGGCGUUGCCCGGCUUUAGAACGCGAGCGAUGGAUCCAGAGGCGUCGGUCGGUCUGUCAGCAGCUGCUGAGCCUGUGGUGUUGAUCCAGCUCCGGGUCGUUGUGCUGCGGGUCUGGCCUGGACUGGCUGAUGAUGAUGACCUGCACAUAACGGACCCGCUGUGGCUGUUAAUGGUGGUUGUAUUUCUAUUUCUGUUGAAUGUAACAUGGAUGUGAUGUAUAAAUAUAAAAAUAUUUAUAUACACAGCAAA
This is a messenger RNA of Betta splendens (Siamese fighting fish), 2592 nucleotides long. It is a transcript of the gene marchf11, whose product is annotated as membrane-associated ring finger (C3HC4) 11. Gene Ontology annotation, biological process: protein ubiquitination. The coding region runs from base 656 to 1690 and encodes 344 amino acids. The transcript has 4 exons. The record is from RefSeq and is a predicted model, not a curated record. Gene Ontology annotation, molecular function: ubiquitin-protein transferase activity; zinc ion binding. Lineage: Eukaryota; Metazoa; Chordata; Actinopteri; Anabantiformes; Osphronemidae.